Molecule: messenger RNA, 1548 nt
Organism: Lolium rigidum
Lineage: Eukaryota; Viridiplantae; Streptophyta; Magnoliopsida; Poales; Poaceae
Product: UDP-glucose 4-epimerase 1
Exons: 9
Coding region: 183-1253 (356 amino acids)
Biological process (GO): rRNA processing; galactose metabolic process
Cellular component (GO): cytosol
Molecular function (GO): RNA binding; UDP-glucose 4-epimerase activity
Source: RefSeq, a predicted model, not a curated record
GAGGAAGACGAAGACGAAGAAGACGCACCUGCACACAACUCCUCGAACCAACAAAACUGCUCCCUCCCUCCCCCAUAAAACCCCAAUCGAUCCCUCCUCCCCAUCCCAUUCCCAUCUCGUACCCUCCCUCCCUCCAUCAUAUCUCUCCACAAGCAAAGAGAAUUCCAGCAACAAGAACAAGGAUGGUGUCUGCGCUCGUUCGCACGAUCCUCGUCACGGGCGGCGCCGGCUACAUCGGCAGCCACACCGUGCUGCAGCUCCUCCUCCAGGGCUUCCGCGUCGUCGUCGUCGACUCCCUCGACAACGCCUCCGAGGCCGCCCUCCACCGCGUCCGCGAACUCGCAGGACCGCACAACGCCAAGAACCUAGACUUCCGCAAGGUCGACCUCCGCGACAAGGCCGCCCUGGACGAAAUCUUCUCUGCACAAAGGUUCGAGGCCGUUAUCCACUUCGCCGGGCUCAAGGCCGUCGGCGAGAGCGUGGCCAAGCCGCUACUUUACUACGACAACAACCUCAUCGGCACCAUCACGCUCCUACAAGUCAUGGCUGCACAUGGUUGCAAGAAGCUGGUGUUUUCGUCAUCGGCCACGGUCUACGGGUGGCCCAAGGAAGUGCCCUGCACCGAGGAGUUUCCGCUCUCCGCGAUGAACCCUUACGGACGAACUAAGCUGAUCAUCGAGGACAUCUGCCGUGACCUUCAGCGCUCGGACCCCGACUGGAAGAUCAUACUGCUCAGGUACUUCAACCCGGUCGGCGCUCACCCGAGCGGCUACAUCGGCGAGGACCCCCUUGGUGUCCCCAACAACCUGAUGCCCUACGUCCAGCAAGUUGCGGUCGGGAGGCGGCCGGCGCUGACGGUCUACGGGACCGACUACAACACCAAGGAUGGGACAGGGGUGCGUGAUUACAUACAUGUUGUCGAUCUGGCUGACGGUCACAUAGCAGCCCUCAGGAAGCUCUACGAAGAUUCGGACAGAAUAGGGUGUGAAGUGUACAACCUGGGCACUGGAAAGGGGACAUCUGUGCUGGAGAUGGUUGCCGCGUUCGAAAAGGCUUGCGGAAAGAAAAUCCCUCUUGUUUAUGCUGGAAGAAGACCUGGAGAUGCAGAGAUUGUGUAUGCUAUGACUACCAAGGCUGAGAAGGAGCUCAAAUGGAAGGCAAAGUUUGGGGUGGACGAGAUGUGCAGAGACCUGUGGAACUGGGCGAGCAAGAACCCAUACGGAUACGGUACCAGCGACAAUGGCCACCACUGAUUGACUCAAUCCAUGAUCCUUGCUCGGGAGAUAUUACUAGACCCGGAGAACCAGUAGUAAUAACCAAUAUAUAUAGUCGCCAUGAUCCAUCUAUUUAUCUACCACAGAGAGAGGAAGAACACUAAUGUGUAUAGGGAGUCGGACCAGGCAGCAGCAUAAUUAUUAUAUCUGUCGUGCUAGAACUAAUACAGUGAGUCUCAAGUGUGGAGUAGAAAUAAGAAACCUUUGUAAAAAUACUUUGUCAGUUGAGGAAUAACUAUAUUGAUAUAAAUAUAUAUUGUUGGUUUGUUGAUUA